Molecule: messenger RNA, 345 nt
Organism: Octopus sinensis (East Asian common octopus)
Lineage: Eukaryota; Metazoa; Mollusca; Cephalopoda; Octopoda; Octopodidae
Product: histone H3.2-like
Exons: 2
Coding region: 1-345 (114 amino acids)
Cellular component (GO): nucleosome
Molecular function (GO): protein heterodimerization activity; structural constituent of chromatin; DNA binding
Source: RefSeq, a predicted model, not a curated record
AUGGCACGAACCAAACACACAGCACGUAAAUCGUCAGGAGCCAAAGUACCCAGAAAACAACUCUCAGUCAAAACUGCCCGAAAAAGUGCAACUGCUUCCGCUGGACUGAAACGUCCUCGACGAUUCCGCGCCGGAGCUCUGGCAAUGAAGGAAAUCCGCAGAUACCAGAAGAGUACUGACCUUCUAAUAAGAAAACUGCCCUUCCAACGUCUAGUAAGGGAAACAGCUCAGCACUAUAAAACCGACCUCCGAUUCCAGAGUGCAGCUAUUUGUGCAUUACAGGGUGUCUCAUUACUAAGGGGUAUCCAAGAGACAGACAGCCAAUCUGAAUUGAACUCUGAAUGA